UUUCGAGAGCAAGGGAGGCAUCGUCACGCAUUUGGACAACAUCCUGGCUUUGGCGCUCCAACACUACUGCAACUGCAUUGUUGAAAAGGUACUUCCUGUUUACUCUACUUCUCCAGUGUCCCCUCCCUGCCUUCUUUACCCUUCCCCUCCAAGAAAAUGCCUGGCCUUGGAUGGAACAAGGGGGGUGGGACUAUUGCAGUUCCUUUAGGGGAGGUAAGAAGGAGUCCCUAAAGAAUUUUCCUACCUCUUUCAUUUGUCCAGAGAAUGUGCCCCUAGGGUAGGAGAAGAAGCCUUUCCCAACUCCUGUUCAUUUACCAUCCAACUAGACAUCCUUCAGGAGAACUUACUUGGUAAAAAGACAAUAACUUGAGUGACAAGAAAUCUAGCUAGGUUGGUCCUAACUUAAGAGUAAGUAUGAAGUUCCAGAAAGAGGUUGGUAAGAGGGGUGGCCUCUUCCCCAUAAAGAGGCCACAGGCUUUGCUUUCCUAAGCGGUCCUCAGAGGGAAGAGUCAAGAUCUCAACCUAGAGAAAGCUAUGGAAGCCUCAGCUUCUUGUCUCCCAGAUUUUGUGUAGGUAGUUUUCCCUUAACCCAAGAUCAUUCCUACCUUGGAAACCCCUGAGCAUACCGAUUGAUUCAGGAUAAGAACUUGAAGCUGGAGUACCUGGGCCCCUUAAGCAAGCUAACAAACAUCAUUAGCAGCCAGUCUAUGGCCUUUCAGUUCAAGUUCGUUCAGAAACUAGAAAUUGUAACCUUCAUGGUGGUAAGUACAACUCAGGAGGAUGAUGGUGGAAAUGCACGGAGGAGGGAGAGUGGGUCCUCAGGGAAACCAUGGGCAGUGUUCCUGGGCUUGGCCUGGAGGAGAAAAGUCCAGAUUUUCUAGUGUCCUUUUCCUACUUUAUUGUUCCUUUUCCUAUCCUCAGGGUGGGUGUGAGUACUGUGGGGAAGGUAUGCUUGGGAGUAGGAGAGAAGGCCUAUCCUUCUGAGUUUUUGGAAGUCCCUGAAAAUUCUAGGUUCUAGUUUCUUGUGAAUACAGUGUGGGGUGAGAAGAGGCGGAAGGAGGCAAGAAAAAUAUGUUCAUAUCCUCUUGGUCUCUCUUCUUUGGGUGGGUGUAUUACAGGAGUUAAUCAGGGAGGAGCCAUUGAAUUCCAUCUCCAGCUCCCUUAGGCUGAAGGCGAUGAAUAUCAUCACUGACUUCAGGAAUCUCAGUCCCCUCACAGAGGUGGAAGAAAGAACAGAUCUUCUCCGAACAUGCUGUAAGAGUGUGCUCUGCCUGCCACCCACAGAAGUUUUGCUGAAGGAGGCAUCCAGUUCCCAGGAGGCCAAAGACACUGUGGUGUCUCUUUGAUGUUUGUCUCUUUGUUCUGGACACAUGGCUGAAUUCCCAAAAGGACAAUGAGAGGGAACGGGCCAUGUGGUGUGCUGCCCGUAUUCUUGGCUUCACUGCAAAAAUGAAAACGUUGGAAGAUGGGAAGGAAAAAACAGGGCUUGUGGGAAGAAGAGGGCACGAGUGAAGUCUAUAGCCCCAACGUGUUCUAUAACAACACCUUUGAGAUUGCCAAGGCCUUUGCAGAGUACUUCACGCAGGUGCAGCUCACCACCCUGGUGCUGACGGCCAUGGAGGGCCUGACCGACAGCAAGGUCAAGGUGUCUCUGGCGCGGCCCAGCUGAUGAGCGUGGUCAUGAAAGAGCGUGGCGGAGACAUGAUUAAGAUUGAGGAAAUCGUGGAGGGGAUCCUGGACCGGCUCAACUCCCAGCUGGAGCUCAGCACAAAGGAGGAGGUUGUGCGGUGCAUGUGCUUGCUGGCCAGCAACAACACCCAGAGUGUUGUGCUUUUGCUUCUCAGCAAGUCCCUGCCUUGGGAUAGAACCAGUCUGGCCCUAUGGAAGGCAUUUGGCACCCAGCGAGAGACCACGAUCAGCGUCCUGCAGCUGCUCAUAGGCAUCCUGGAAAAAACCCACUCCAGAGAGGAGACCGAGGAGAUGGCCUUCCAGCCUGUGGCGGUGACAUGUGUCCUGUGUGAGAUGCUCUCAGGGUCCCUAUGCCAGGAGGCCGUCCAGGAGCUCUAUCCCUGGCUCUUGAUGGCUAUAUUAUGUCAUCUCUGCUGGGUGAUUGAGCAAAAUGUCCCCCAGAAGAUGGUGGUCUAUAGCAAGGAGGGGGCCCAGGCAGCAAGAGCAAGCCGUUUGACCCCACGAGGUAAGCCUAACCCCCUCAUGAUGGAUGGCUGGGACUAG
Messenger RNA from Mustela lutreola (European mink), 2232 nucleotides. RefSeq names its product maestro heat-like repeat-containing protein family member 1. Gene Ontology annotation, cellular component: cytoplasm. The transcript is spliced from 8 exons. Lineage: Eukaryota; Metazoa; Chordata; Mammalia; Carnivora; Mustelidae. Bases 1669 to 2232 code for a protein of 187 amino acids. The record is from RefSeq and is a predicted model, not a curated record.